Messenger RNA from Wasmannia auropunctata (little fire ant), 1399 nucleotides. RefSeq names its product isochorismatase domain-containing protein 2, mitochondrial-like. The transcript is spliced from 4 exons. The coding region runs from base 659 to 1270 and encodes 203 amino acids. The record is from RefSeq and is a predicted model, not a curated record. NCBI's taxonomy places the organism in Eukaryota, Metazoa, Arthropoda, Insecta, Hymenoptera, Formicidae. Gene Ontology annotation, cellular component: cytoplasm.
GACCUAUGGUGUGUUCUUGUGUCGAUAUAUAAUGCAUAACACGGGAAUAAAUGAGACGCACGAAAUGCGUACAUUAUUUCUACUCGCGUUACAUUAUUAUCGAUGAUAAAUGAAUUCGAUAAAAAAUAAAUGGAGUAAAAAAUGAGUCAUCUCGUGCUGUCGUCUGCUUUAUAAUGUUUAUAUUAUGCAAGAGACUAUAAUUCGCAUGUGUGCGAGAGUGUGUUUUUAUUCACAUUUUACGUACAUCUAAUUACUGUCGUCUUUUCAUACAUAAAUGAAAUGUGAACAUUAGGAGCAGUAGAAAUAGCCUGUCAGUUGUGAUAAAAAUUGUAAUGCUUGAUAAGUACCAUGAUAUCAGAAUUCAUGUUUUGCCCACGAGCUGCGAUUCCUACGGGAAAAGCGCGUUUGUUGUAGCCUUCACACUAUUUGUUUAGUGCACAUCACUUGUUGAUAACGAUAAUGAUAAAAACUUGGACUUCGGAUAUCACACGACUUAUCGCGCGUAUAUAAGCUUGCCGAACACGUCACACAUGCUUACUUCGCAAGUGUUGUUUUCCACGGGUUUCUCGCGAAACGCAAUUUGUCGCGUUUGUAUUUUUUCGCGUGCACAUUAAAGUCAAGUAAUAAUUACACAACGUAAACAAUAACGACCACGACGAUGGCUAUAAAUCCUGCGAAGGCUAUCCUCCGGCUAGGAAGGACCGCAUUAUUCAUAUGCGACGUCCAGGAAAAAUUCGCGAAGGCUAUAUUCCAAUUUGACAAGAUAAUUCAAAACUCAACGAAACUGAUUAGUGCUCUGAGAAUUUUGAACGUGCCUAUGCUGGUUUCCGAACAGAAUCCAAAGUCUUUGGGAAAGACUAUUUCUGAACUUGAUAUCUCUGGAGCCAAGGGACCCUACGCAAAGAUGACAUUUAGUAUGUGUACUCCUGAAAUCAACAAGGAGCUCGCAACACUUUGUAAUGGACAAAAACCAGAGUCUAUUAUACUUAUAGGCGUCGAAACGCAUGUCUGUGUAGAAAAUACAGCUGUCGACUUAAGACAGUACGGUUACGAGGUUCAUACAGUGGCAGACUGUUGUUCGUCACGUACUCAAGAAGACAGAUUACUAGCUCUGGAGAGAAUGCGGGACAUAGGAUGUCACAUAACCACUUCUGAGAAUGUUAUAUUCAAGCUUAUACGGGACGCAAGUCAUGAUCAAUUCAAAAAUUUACUGACUCUUGUCAAAACGCCAACCCCAUACACAGGAUUAGUUCCUGUCUCGAAAAUAUAAGUGCUCUUGAAAAGUUAUUUUUGUAUUGUUUUUUGUAUAUAAAUACAUUUAUACCAAUGGGAUAUAAAUUACAGUUAAUGUACAAUCGCGAACGGUCCUGAGAAAUAAAGAGGCUAUAUUUUAUCAAAA